UCCUUCCCAUCAAUACCUCUCAGUUCCACAUCUCUAACUCAUGUUAUUCUCCAUGCAGCUCUAACAGCAGUGGUCCAAACACAGCAGACUGUGCUGGCAGCAGUGGGAGAAGAUGCUGAAUUCAGCUGUCAGCUCUUGGACACUGAAGACGUCCUUCAGGUCACAUGGCAGAAAAUCUCACGUGAUGUGGAGACAAAUGUUGCCACCUACAGCAAGUACUAUGGUCAGAGAGUGAAUGAUGGCUUUAACGAUAAAGUCAAGUUUAAAUACACUGGACUACAGAACUGCUCCAUAGUCAUCAGGAAUGUGACGGAGCAGGAUGAAGGAUGCUAUCACUGUCUGUUUAACACUUAUCCUGAAGGCUCCUUCACUGGUAGAACCUGCUUCCAAGUCUAUGAGCUGCAUGAACCUGUUGUUGAUGUCAGAGAGUCAAACUCUGCUGAAGAGUGGGUUGUUUCCUGUUCAGCCACUGGUCGACCUGCUCCCACUGUAACACUCUCACAACAACACCUCAGCUUCUCACAGUACAACACUGUCAGUGUGUCCAACACCAACGCUACAUUCACUGUCACCACUACAGCUGUGCUCUCAGGUUCACGUAAACACAGCACACAGGUGGGAUGUGCAGCACGAGUGCUCUCUGCUCCUCACAGAGAGGUGAUGGAGACGAUUCCUGAGGUCCAGCAGACGUCAGAUUAUCAGUGAUGGUGAGAAACUGAGAUGCAAUAACAAUGCAUUGUGCUAGUAUGCAUUUUCUCUUUGAUCAAUAAUUGAUGUAUUCAUUUUGAUCAGUGUCACAUUUUUCCUGCUUUUUCAAGUUUCCUCCUGGAUCAUUGUAUUAGCUGCAGUAUUGGUGAUGAUGGUCUUUGUCAGUGUUGCUGCUCUGCAGCUACUCUUUAAAGAAAAAGACCAGAUAACUUUCAUUUUUCAUUUCUUGUCAUUUUUUUCUACACCAAAAUCUAUCCAAUAAUAUCUGCAUAACAUUUUCUACUUGUGAUUUAGUUAUUAAUUCUUUGCUUCAUGAUUCAAUCGGUCUUUGUCUAGUAUUAAAUUUUAUGUUUCCCAUUUAAUCCCACUGGCUUUAAAGUGUUUCACCAGAUUUUUACGAAGUAUUUCCAGUCUUUUGUUGUCUCUGUCCCAAAUGUUCUGAAAUGUGUUGCAUGUAUUAAAAGAAGUUGGACCAAAAAAUGUACUAUGUACUUAUAAACUUACAUUUAUGAAAGCUGAACAAACAUUGAUGUACUCGACUUUUGUAACAGUGAAAAGGCGAUCUGUUUUUAUUGAUAAAUAUAUAUGUUUGCAUUACUGUUAUUUAGAUUGCCAUGUUAGAACGUAGCAAACAACAUUGUUUGUUCCUCUAUGGUUUCUUUAUUUUUACAAAUCUAAAUGUUUUUUGUCAAAAGAUUAAUAAUUUCAUAUUGAGGUCAGAUGGUCAGCAGUUUUGAUGUUUUUGCAGAGAUUUUAUUUUUUGCAAAAUAGCACAAGUAAACAUUAAAAGUAGUUCCUAAAUCAAGGCAUUUAUUAUUAAGGCGGCCAUUAUUAUGGCCCUGUGUGGAAAAAGUGAUUGCCCCCUAAACCUAAUAACUGGUUGGGCCACCCUGAGUAGAAACAUCUGCAAUAAAGCGUUUGGGAUAACUGGCAAUGAGUCCUUUACGAGGUGCUGGAAGAAUUUCUGCCCACUCAUCUUUGCAAAAUUGUUGUAAUUCAGCCACACUGGAGGGUUUUUGAGUAUGAACCACCUUUCCAAGGUCACAGCACCUCAAUCAGAUUCACGUAUGAACUUUGGCUAAGCCAUUCCAAAGUCUUUAUUUUGUUUUACUUAAGCUGCUUAGAGGUGGACUUGUUGGUGUGCUUUGGAUCAAGUGCACUUCAGCUUGUGGUCGUGAACAGAUGGCCAGACAUUCUCCUUCAGGAUCCCAGAAACUGGAUUCUGUUCAUCUUGACGUUGCAUCUCCAGACUGAGAGAUCUCAAUGAC
Haplochromis burtoni (Burton's mouthbrooder) is the source of this 1976-nucleotide messenger RNA. Its product is annotated as OX-2 membrane glycoprotein-like. Gene Ontology annotation, molecular function: cell-cell adhesion mediator activity. NCBI's taxonomy places the organism in Eukaryota, Metazoa, Chordata, Actinopteri, Cichliformes, Cichlidae. The transcript has 2 exons. The annotation marks the transcript as partial. The record is from RefSeq and is a predicted model, not a curated record.